AUGGCAAUGGCAAACAACAAAACAAAAUGCUUUAAAUGCAAUAAAGACAAAGUAACAUAUCAUUGUGAAGGAUGUUCAAGAGAAUUUGGUUUAAAAGAUUUAAUAGAACAUCAAGAAAGGUUAAAUAAUGAAUUAAACCAUAUUAUUGAUGAUUAUGAUCAAUUUAAACAAACAAUUAAUGAACAAAAGCAAAAUCCGCAAAAUCAUCCAUUAAUAAAACAAAUUAAUCAAUGGGAAAGAAAUUCAAUUGAAAUAAUUCAACGAAAAGCCCAAGAUUGUAGAAAGAUUGUCAUUAGAUGUUUACAAAAACUUAUUAAUGAAAUUGAAGAUAAAUUUGAUGAUUUAAGUGAACAAAUAAAACAAUUUCAUAAAGAAAAUGACAUUAAUAUAAUCAACUUAAAUUAUUUAACAAAUCAAUUACGAAAAAUUACAGGAAACUUAGAUGAUCCACCCAAAAUUUCUAUUCAACAAAACUCACAAACAUUUAUUAGUGAAAUUUCGAUUAGUUUAUCAAUCAAACCAAAAUUCAACAAAUGGAAACAAAACGCCAUCACUGUGGCUGGUGGAAAUGGGCAAGGACAACAAUUAAAUCAGCUCAAUCGGCCUGUUGGAAUCAUUAUUGAUAAAAAGAAAAAUAUUUUUAUUGCUGAUUUUUUCAAUCAUCGUAUUGUUGAAUGGAAACAUAAUGCAAAAGAAGGACAAAUCAUUGCUGGUGCGAUCGAGGAAGGAAAUCGAAUAGAUCAAUUGAAUUAUCCAACAGAUUUGAUUGUUAAUCAACACAAUCAUUCAAUCGUCAUUGCUGAUUAUGGAAACAGACGGGUGACUCAAUGGAUGAACCAAAAUCAACAAAUUCUUAUUGAUAAUAUUGACUGUUGUCGUUUGACAAUGGAUAAAUAUGGAUUUCUUUAUGUUUCUGAUUAUAAGAAGAAUGAAGUGAGACGAUGGAAGAUGGGAGAAUAUGACAACGAAGGAAUUGUAGUAGCAGGUGUAAAUGACAGAGGAAAUCGACUUAAUCAACUCAAUUCUCCUACUUAUAUCUUUGUCGACGGAGAACAAUCUAUUUAUGUAUCAGAUAGGAACAAUCAUCGUGUGAUGAAAUGGAGAAAAGAUGCAAAACAAGGAAGAAUAGUGGCUGGAGGAAAUGGUGAGGGAAGAAGUCUCAAUCAAUUGUCUUCACCUGAACGAAUAUUUGUUGGUGAUUUAGGUCAAAUCUAUGUGGCAGAUAGUGGGAAUGAUCGAGUAAUGCGUUGGUGUAAAGGAAAAGAAGAAGGUGAAAUUGUUGUUAGUGGAAAUAGUCAAAGAAAUCAAUCAAAUCAAUUGAAUUGUCCCUGUGGUUUAUGUUUUGAUGAUGAAGGAAAUCUUUAUGUUGCUGAUUAUAAUAAUCAUCGAAUUCAAAAAUUUGAAAUAAUUUUGUAA
This is a messenger RNA of Adineta steineri, 1416 nucleotides long. The record is from the annotation of a GenBank genome assembly. Lineage: Eukaryota; Metazoa; Rotifera; Eurotatoria; Adinetida; Adinetidae.